AUGACGAACAUGAUGGGAGACGAAAGCAACAAACAAGUAGAGAGUUUAGAAGACACAGGGCGUACGGAAACUUCAAUACAAAAGGAAAUAUCGAAGCUAGAAUACUAUUUGGAAGGGACAGACGAACUGACUCGAGAGAUUGACGUUGAGGAAAUAAAAACAACGGUUAAACAAACAUCCAAGAUAACCAGCAAACUUUCGGAGCUUAUUUCACAGCUAGAAGAAUUUAAAAUCGACAGUGGUAUUUCACCUAGAACUGUUCGUCAGUGGGAAAAGGAUAUCAAGGCGAAAUAUGCAGAAUUAUUGCUGGACAAGGAGAAAUUCGAGUCAAGGAAGCGACGAAACCAAGAAGAAUCUGAACGACGAAAGUGGGAAGCUGAACAACAAUUAGAGGAGGCAGCAAUCAUCGAGAGACACGAACGUGAACAAAAAUUAUGGGAACAAAACUGCAAGCCGAGUUGGAAAUUACUGAGAAACGUAUGGAGCUAG
This is a messenger RNA of Paramuricea clavata, 489 nucleotides long. The record is from the annotation of a GenBank genome assembly. Lineage: Eukaryota; Metazoa; Cnidaria; Anthozoa; Malacalcyonacea; Plexauridae.